AUGGCUCAGGUGCACUAUGGCUGGGGCACUCGAAAAGAACCCAAUUUGCCUAUUGACAUUCGCAUGCUAAAGCGUUAUUGGAUUGUUUCAACACUGACACAUGCGAAGAUAGGAUAUGCUGCGGAAAUUCUCGCUAUUAUUGUUUUGGGUAUCUCCAAAAUCAUUACUUGCCUUUUCUAUGGAACAUUAUUCUCCCAGAUACAGCAUCGGUCCAACCGCCUCGCGUUGGUGGGAAUGGUAAUAUGGAUAGUAAUGGCGAUACUCCUACUAGCUAUUCGAUGUCAUCCUGACCCAUGGGCGGAUAUAAGUGCAGCCCAAUGUGGAAGUCUACUCUCGCACUGGGUCGCUAUCACAGCAAUCGAUAUUUUCACCGAAAUCGUACUCUUCAUAUACUCCGGGAUGGCUAUAUGCAAAGUCAGAAUACCAACGAGCAAGAAGUUAAUAGUAUUCCUGGCUCUCGAGACUCGAAUAAUCGAGUGUGUUAGACUUGUCCCACUCGCCGCAAUUCGCUUAUACUUCACCAAGCGACAACUCGAUUCCAAUGACCCAAUCCUUCUCGGGGCCUUUGCGACCGUCUCUACUGAGAUAUACCUUUCUUUAAGCGUCGUAUGCCUUGUAAGCGCAUUCAUUAAAUCUUUCCUCGCGGUCUACGAAGACAAAAAUGGACUCGCGUACACGGAGCGUGGUUCUGGAUUCGGAUCUAGCGCUGUCAAGCACAGUUCAACGGCGACUGCUUCCAACCCUCGGUCCCAGGCGUCUCAGCGGUUACAGCGACUUAUGGGACGAGAGGGGGAUGAAGAGCCAAUGAUUGAUCCUGUUCAAGGGUCCGGGGGGCUUCAGAUUGUCAAAACUGUGCGGUUGAGCUUGCAUAAUGAAUCUAUAGAGCUUGCGGAUGUGAAUUCAAGACCACCGGAUUUUCAUUAA
This is a messenger RNA of Penicillium nucicola, 924 nucleotides long. RefSeq lists its product as uncharacterized. The record is from RefSeq and is a predicted model, not a curated record. Bases 1 to 924 code for a protein of 307 amino acids. Lineage: Eukaryota; Fungi; Ascomycota; Eurotiomycetes; Eurotiales; Aspergillaceae. The transcript has 4 exons.